AUCAAGGUUGCUUUAAUUCAAUUCCUAAGCAUUUACUUUGACUUUUAUCUGAUUCUAAAACCUAAUUGCAUUCUAGAAAAAAGAGUGGUUUACCUGAUAUAGAAAACACGGCAGUUACCUUGACCACAACAAGCGGCAAACUCCGUCAUCCCGAAAUUGUGUUCUUGUUGUCCGGUUUUAUAAUAUAAUUAUCGAAAUGAAGAUCGAAGAGGUGAAGAGCAGCGCGAAGUCUCAGAGGAUUUCUUCACACAGUCACAUCAAGGGUCUGGGACUCGAUGAAAACGGUGUCCCAAUCCAAAUGGCAGCCGGCCUCGUCGGCCAGGAAAGCGCAAGAGAAGCUGCAGGAAUUGUUGUAGAAAUGAUCAAAGCAAAGAAGAUGGCAGGGAGAGCUGUACUAAUGGCAGGACCUCCUGGUACUGGAAAAACCGCUAUAGCAUUGGCUAUGGCUCAUGAAUUAGGAAGCAAGGUGCCGUUUUGUCCAAUGGUUGGUUCAGAAGUGUUCAGUUCAGAAAUAAAAAAGACUGAAGUCCUUAUGGAAAAUUUCAGACGGGCAAUCGGUCUGAGGAUCAAAGAGACCAAAGAAGUUUACGAGGGUGAAGUCACAGAAUUGACUCCAAUUGAAACCGAAAAUCCAAUGGGCGGAUAUGGUAAAACUAUUUCUCACGUCAUCAUCGGCCUGAAAACGGCAAAAGGUACAAAACAAUUGAAGCUCGAGCCUAGUAUUAACGAAUCCCUUACAAAAGAGAAGGUCGAAGUUGGAGAUGUUAUCUACAUUGAAGCAAACAGUGGAGCUGUAAAAAGACAAGGAAGAAGUGAUACUUACGCUACUGAAUAUGAUUUAGAGGCAGAAGAAUAUGUACCUUUACCUAAAGGAGAUGUACACAAAAAGAAAGAAGUUAUUCAAGAUGUAACUCUUCAUGAUUUAGAUGUUGCAAACGCUAGGCCAGAAGGUGGUCAGGACAUCCUUUCAAUGAUGGGACAGUUGAUCAAAGCAAAGAAAACAGAAAUCACGGACAAAUUGAGAACUGAAAUAAACAAAGUUGUCAAUAAAUAUAUUGGGCAAGGCAUUGCUGAAUUAGUUCCGGGUGUAUUAUUUAUUGACGAAAUUCAUAUGUUAGAUAUUGAAACAUUUACAUAUCUCCAUCAGGCACUUGAAAGUUCGAUCGCACCGAUAGUAAUUUUUGCAACAAACCGUGGUCGUUGUGAAGUCAGGGGGACCGAAGAUCUGGUAUCUCCACAUGGGAUGCCACUUGAUCUGUUAGACAGGCUUCUUAUUAUCCGCACAUCGCCUUACAACAAGCAGGAAUUAACGCAGAUACUCAAAAUCAGAGCUCAGACCGAAAAGCUCAGCAUAGAACCGGAUGCGUUGGCCGAACUCAGCAACAUUGGGACAAGAGCUACACUCAGAUUUGCCGUUCAGCUUCUUACACCUGCAAACCUAAUGGCCAAAGUUAAUGGUAGGACAUCUAUAACUAAAGAAGAUGUGAUCGAUGUCUCCUCUCUCUUCCUCGAUGCUAAGUCAAGCAGCAAAAUUUUAUCCCAAGACAAAGAUGCAUUCAUGAAAUAAGAGAAUCAUAACUGAAAAUUAAAUUUCUUUAUGCAUUGUA
This is a messenger RNA of Cimex lectularius (bed bug), 1607 nucleotides long. RefSeq names its product ruvB-like helicase 1 (gene pont). The transcript is spliced from 8 exons. Gene Ontology annotation, biological process: regulation of transcription by RNA polymerase II; chromatin remodeling; box C/D snoRNP assembly. The coding region runs from base 197 to 1567 and encodes 456 amino acids. Gene Ontology annotation, molecular function: ATP hydrolysis activity; DNA helicase activity; ATP binding. Gene Ontology annotation, cellular component: Ino80 complex; R2TP complex; Swr1 complex. The record is from RefSeq and is a predicted model, not a curated record. Lineage: Eukaryota; Metazoa; Arthropoda; Insecta; Hemiptera; Cimicidae.